AAAAAAAUUGAAAGGUUAAAGACUAGGUUUCAAAUCAAAUCUGACACAUGCAUCAUUCUCUCCAAUAAUGUUUCUCAACAAUACCAACGUUGUUGUUUGAUCCUUUGUCUCAAUUGGGAACAAACAAUGUCAACCCCAUUAGAGAGAUACCAAAAACUUGACCUAACAGAGUCUCUAUCAAAAAUCUACAGAUACCCAAUUGCUUGUAAAGAGCUAAGCUUUAUUCUCAGAGAAGCUUUUCAUCAAUUCCCAAAAAAUUUACAAACCCUAAUUUUUCAAGAUACUCUCUUUGCCUUUCGUCUCAUUCCACAAAUGCAGACUCAGAGUGCUGUUUCAGCAGUCCAUUUACUCCUUCAGAGUGUUGAAGCGGCGCUGCCAAAGCAGAAAAAGAAUAUGGCUGUGACAGAAUUUAAGCAUGCAAUGGUUGCUCAUAAGAGGCGUUCUAAAGCUCAACACCAGGUAGAAAAAGAUUCAUUGCAACUACCACAAGAUGUUCUUGUACACAUUUUCAGUUUUCUAGAUAUGCAAUCUUUGGUCUCAGCGGGGAUAGUUAGCUGGUCAUGGAACAUGGCUGCAAAUGAUAACCAUCUGUGGGAGUUGCAGUAUGUUGUACUGUAUGACUGUGCUGCUAAACAGGCUGUUAAACAGCACCCUGUGAGACCCGAUGAAGAAGUGAAUGAUAAGCUUUUACAGAAACCCCUGGAUACUAGAAUGGGUGUUAACUGGAAAGAGGCCGUUAAAGGAGCAUACACUGGAUCACUAUCCAAGAAAUUAACAACCAAUCGAGGUUACUGCAAACACUGCAAAGCUAUAGUUUGGUUAAACAACUCAAAAUGCCUUAAUGUACAUGGAGGAAUAAUAUCUAAAAUUCAUGAUGUCAAACCUGUAACGUCAUUCCAGGUUGUGGAUUAUCUUCUAGAUGAUUCUCUAUCCAUAACAUCUUCCUCAGACAGUGACAGUGAUUCAGAUGGAGAGUCGGUUUCUUCUAGGUUAUGGGCGUAUCCCAAGCAUUUGCAUUGAAUCAAAUCAAUGGCCAUUCUGUUCUUGUAUGGUAUUUUAAGUAGCCUACAGUUUUUUUCUUCUUUGCAACAUCUAGCUGGUGUCAUUCACUAAGAAAAGAGCUGAUUGCAAUCCCUGGCAGGCAUCACAGGAAUUAGAUAAUUGCCAUUUUUUAUAUAGUAUGAUAAUUGUCAUUUUGGAGUUUAAAUAUAUUUCAUUUGUCAAUUUUUUUAAUGACAAAAAUGUUAAUAAAUUAGUUGUUAGAAAUGUUUAUCUCUGCUUCUUGUGAUAUCUCCAUUAAGCAAAAUUGGGGUGGAGAGAGGAGUGUAAUACUUUGUUUAUUGUGUAACGUUGUUGUCUUAGAAUAUUAUGUACAUUAUUAUUUUUAAUUAGAUUAUUAGUGAAUGAUAGUGUGUUUGGA
Trifolium pratense (red clover) is the source of this 1420-nucleotide messenger RNA. Its product is annotated as F-box protein At5g52880. Gene Ontology annotation, molecular function: protein binding. The transcript has 6 exons. The record is from RefSeq and is a predicted model, not a curated record. Bases 127 to 1020 code for a protein of 297 amino acids. NCBI's taxonomy places the organism in Eukaryota, Viridiplantae, Streptophyta, Magnoliopsida, Fabales, Fabaceae.